GCUUCUUGAGAUAAAAAAAAUUAUCUCAAAAGAGCGAUGGCACAACCACCUCCCAAUAUCACCAAAAAGUUGGAAGGCAAAGUUGCCAUCAUAACAGGUGGUGCCCGUGGCAUAGGCGAGGCAACUGCUCGACUUUUUGCCAACCAUGGUGCCAAAGUUGUGAUCGCUGACAUCCAAGAUGAAGAGGGCCAAACCCUGGCCGAAUCAAUUGGCUCAAAAACCUGCAGCUAUGUCCAUUGCGAUGUAGCUGAUGAAGAGCAGGUCAAGAAAAUUGUCGAUUCAACUAUCCAUACCUAUGGCCAACUAGAUAUCAUGUUCAGCAACGCAGGAGUAUUUAGCAAGUCAAAACAAUUGGUGAUCGAUCUUGACUUUGCAGGACUUGAUCGAAUCAUGGCCAUCAACGUACGAGGCACGGCGGCAUGUGUAAAACACGCAGCGAAAGCGAUGGUGGAAAGGGGAGUAAAGGGUAGCAUAGUGUGCACGGCGAGUUUAGCAGCCACCACGGGCGGAGAAAGUUGGACUGAUUAUUACAUGUCAAAACAUGCUAUUUUGGGGCUGAUGAGAUGUGCUAGUAAGCAGCUAGGGCCGCAUGGGAUUAGGGUCAACACUGUUUCACCAUUUGCUGUUGCUACACCGCUGGCGUGCAGCUCUUUUCAGAUGGAUGCUGAGGAAUUUGAGAAGUUUCAUCAGCCUCUUUCUUGCUUAAAAGGAACUAUAUUGAAAGUUAAUCAUAUUGCUGACGCUGCUUUAUUCCUUGCCUCUGAUGAUUCUGCAUUUAUCACAGGGCAUAAUCUGGUGGUUGACGGUGGAUGUACGGUUUGAUUAUCGAUUAUCAUCGCAACAGAUGUUUGUACUUUUCUAUUUUUUGAGUUAAUUUUGUGAGUAGGUGAAUUACUUCUUUUGUGAAAGACAAUAAUAAUAACUUAUUAUUAGGAGAUGAGGAUCACUUUAAUGUAAGGAGAUUAAUCUUAUGUUUAUGUAGUUUUCUCUCUUUUGUUCGAAUAGUAAGGUUAGUAGGAAGAUUGUAGCUAAAGCUCACGCUUUAGCCAAUGUAACCAGAGUUUCAUAA
Molecule: messenger RNA, 1069 nt
Organism: Coffea eugenioides
Lineage: Eukaryota; Viridiplantae; Streptophyta; Magnoliopsida; Gentianales; Rubiaceae
Product: (-)-isopiperitenol/(-)-carveol dehydrogenase, mitochondrial-like
Exons: 1
Coding region: 37-822 (261 amino acids)
Source: RefSeq, a predicted model, not a curated record